AUGGAAAGGGCUUGCACGAUACUCAUUCCCAAGCCCGGGAAGGCCCCCAACAUCGAGAAUCUCAGGCCAAUUCCUCUAACCUCGCGCGUCGGCAAGGUCACGGAGCGCGUCAUCCUCAACAGGCUCAACGGGUACCUCGAAGACAACGAGGUUUCCACGCACAACAUGACCGGCUUCCGCGCCGGACUCUCAACGCAGGCUGCCAUGAAACUAAUGAAGCAUCAGAUUGUGCAUGGCCGUUCCAGAGAUGUCAAGGCUCUGCUCGAUCGGGACCUCGAGAAGGCUUCCUACAACGUGCUCCACACCUUCAUCGUCAAGACCAUUUCUGAGCUUUGUCUCGGUUACAGAUACCACAGCUACGUCAGUUCUUUUCUUACGGACAGGAAAGCCAAGCUUCGCAUUGGAGGCUUCCGCUCAGAAGGUGUGAACCUUGGAGGGGGGUCACUCCUCAGGGCGCGGUAA
Messenger RNA from Dermacentor albipictus, 462 nucleotides. The record is from RefSeq and is a predicted model, not a curated record. NCBI's taxonomy places the organism in Eukaryota, Metazoa, Arthropoda, Arachnida, Ixodida, Ixodidae.